AAGCAUGGGAACACACACUCAGCAGUCUCAACAUGAAGGCUCUCAUUCUUCUGGCUCUGUUCGCUGUGGCUUAUGCCGCUCCUCUGGAUGAGGAUGACAAGAUUGUUGGUGGAUUUGAGUGUACUAAGAAUGGUGUUCCAUACCAGGUUUCCCUGAACAGUGGCUACCACUUUUGCGGUGGCUCUCUGAUCAGCAACCUCUGGGUCGUGUCAGCUGCUCACUGCUACAAGUCACGUGUCCAGGUGCGUCUGGGUGAGCACAACAUUGACACCACUGAGGGCACCGAGCAGUUCAUCAACUCCGAUAAGGUCAUCAGACACCCCAGUUACAACAGCAAUACUCUGGACAAUGACGUCAUGCUGAUCAAGCUGAGCAGUGCCGCCUCUCUGAACAGCUACGUUCAGACCGUUGCUCUGCCUUCAAGCUGUGCUUCAUCUGGUACCAGCUGCCUGAUCUCUGGAUGGGGAAACAUGAGCGCCAGUGGAAGCAACUACCCCAGCCGUCUGAUGUGCCUGUGGGCUCCUAUCUUGAGUGACACCACCUGCAAAAGUGCCUACCCUGGUCAGAUCUCCUCCAACAUGUUCUGCGCUGGCUUCAUGGAGGGAGGCAAGGACUCAUGCCAGGGUGACUCUGGCGGCCCAGUGGUGUGCAACAACCAGCUGCAGGGUAUUGUGUCCUGGGGUUACGGCUGUGCCCAGAGGAACAAUCCUGGUGUCUAUGCCAAAGUCUGCAACUUCACCACCUGGAUCAGAAACACCAUGAACUCCAACUAAGCUCCCAAGGACUUUCGAGGCCAUAAUCAUAAUGGCAUGUUGCAAUAUCAUUUGGCAAACUAAAAUAAACAUCUGAUAACAAACA
Messenger RNA from Rhinichthys klamathensis goyatoka, 858 nucleotides. RefSeq names its product serine protease 1 (gene prss1). The coding region runs from base 33 to 773 and encodes 246 amino acids. The record is from RefSeq and is a predicted model, not a curated record. Gene Ontology annotation, biological process: proteolysis. Lineage: Eukaryota; Metazoa; Chordata; Actinopteri; Cypriniformes; Leuciscidae. Gene Ontology annotation, molecular function: serine-type endopeptidase activity. The transcript is spliced from 5 exons.